Asterias rubens (European starfish) is the source of this 1487-nucleotide messenger RNA. Its product is annotated as G-protein coupled receptor 52-like. Gene Ontology annotation, cellular component: membrane. The transcript has a single exon. NCBI's taxonomy places the organism in Eukaryota, Metazoa, Echinodermata, Asteroidea, Forcipulatida, Asteriidae. Gene Ontology annotation, molecular function: G protein-coupled receptor activity. The record is from RefSeq and is a predicted model, not a curated record. Bases 362 to 1315 code for a protein of 317 amino acids. Gene Ontology annotation, biological process: G protein-coupled receptor signaling pathway.
UAUUGCUGCUUUCUAUUACACCAGGAUUUACUGAGAAACUCUUGAGUUUAAUUCCAAGACAUCUGGGAUAAAGAUACAGGAGACAUUUCUUUUGUGACAUCACGGAUGGAGCAGUUACUAUUUGCCGGAGUUUACAUCCUACACGUCGGGAUUGUUCACUGAUUGUACAAAACACAUUCUGCAUUUUUACAUGCGCUACUAAUUCUUACAUGACUUCUGACUGCGUUUUUAUACAUAAAAACUUGUUGAGCUAAUUGGCUUUUUACUGCUCAACGGCGGCACCCAAGAAUAUAUCAAUUUGUACCAAGAAUUCUGCGGAGUUCCAAGAAAGUGAUUUUGGACACAUCUCUCCUGUGACAUCAUGGAUGGAAACGGAUCAAAUUUAUCAUCAUUUACUCAAAACCAAGAGACAGCUUUCACCGAUUGUGAAGACGCGUUCUGCAUUUUUACAUUUGUUCUUUACUUCCUUACAAUAGCUCUGAUCAUGGUUCUGAAUCCAGUGUGCCUCGUGGUUUUACGUCAUGUCAGAGGCAUCCAAGAGACAACUAAACUGUUCAUGAUGUCCCUCACACUGUCUGAUCUCUGCGCCGGGAUUUUCUUUGGAAUUCCUCAUUUGUAUUAUUUCAUAUCCACUUCAUGGAUAGUAAGUGAUUCUUUCUGUAAGAUCUCACCAUAUUUAGUGACAGCAUUGGUCACAGUAAAUGCGUUAUCAAUGGUUUCAUUGACAAUUGAUCGAUUCUUAGCCAUCGCCUACCCACUGCAUUAUCCGAGGCUGAUGACACUAAAAAGGUCAAAGGUCAUGAUCGCACUGCUUUGGAGUUUGACCAUAAUACUCCACUCUGCCUUGUAUUGCCUUCCAAGUUCACAGUCUGAAACAGUGAAGGAAAAACAUGCAAUUCUUUGUGCGACCCAUAAUAUGACUCAGUUUUUUACCUCUUCAAUUGCUGGAGUAUCACUAGGAACAAUCUUGAUACUUUAUGCGUACAUUCUGAAAGUUGCUCGACGUCAAGCACGACUCAUCGCCGCUCAGAAUAUCCUCGGUAACAUUGAAGGGAGACAGAAUAUUCCAGGGUCAAUCAGUACAAAGUCUGCUACCACUGUCAUCAUUAUAACAGGCACUGCUUGCCUCUGCUGGAUACCUGGAAUUAUCACAUCAUCAUUGGCGUCGCAAGAUUUCAAAGUAUCCUUAAGUGUUCAGAUAAUUACCACUACUCUAUACAGCAGCAACUGUUGGUUGAAUUGCAUCAUCUACUACUGGAGGAACAGGGAGUUUAAGCAAGCACUGCACAAUCUUAGAUCAUCAUGUUGUCACUGACUGUUUAAGACAAGACAACACUUCAUCUAGCAUAAGUGAUGAGAUCCUAUAGCCACUGUAUCAGUUUGUAAUUUUGCUGAAAAGAUCAAGCUUUUGUUCGUUUGCUGUUUGUUUUCUUUCAUUUCAAUUCAGUACAAUUCAGAUCAAUAAUACGUUUAUUCCAUACUCUUGU